CCAGUUCGGUGGGAUCUCGAGGAUCUGCGUUCGCGAUAAACUGAGCUACUUUGUCGGGUUUCUUUUCCAUAAUGUUGGUGUCAGCUGUGACAGUAAUGCGUACCUGGCGCUUACUCUGGACACUACUCCUCUUAAAACAGGGUGUGAGCUACUCGCAGAGGAUGACGCAAGAGAUGGUCAUGAUGCAAUAUUUAGAAGGAAGAAUUAGCCAGCUUGAGGACCGUCUGUCCAAGUGUGACCUGAGUGUACAGAACUACGAGCAGAAGCUCUAUGACUUCUCCAAGGAUUUGAGGGGCAAGCUUGGUGGACUGCAAGCCUUCCAGAAUGAGGUUAGAGGGCAGAUGGAGGGCGUGCUGUCCAGGGUUGGGAGGGUGGAGAGGGAGCUGGAAUACCUGGAGGCAGAGAAGCUGAACCAGCCCUGUGUGGACAUCGAGGACACACUGCUGGAGCAACAAGUGCAGGAGGAGCAGAGAAAGCAGAAGGAUCAGCUGGACUUGGGGAGAGACUGUGACACGGUGCUGUCGGGCGUGAAGUCCCUGAAGAUUGUGAAGAGGGAGGGCGAGGCUCAGGGCUCCUGGAUGAAAGACCCCACCAACGGCUCAGCCAAGAUCUACUUCUUCAGCGGAGUGAAGAACAGCACCCUGCUGGAGUUCUCCUCCAUGAAGGCCUUCGCCGGGGCCAACGCCACCCAGACGGCGCGCAGGGUCCAGCUGCCCUUCCCCUGGCAGGGCACCGGCCACGCCGUCUACCGAGGCUUCCUGUACUACCACCGGGCCGGCUCGGCCAACGAGGUCCUGAAGGUGAGCCUGCGACACAGAACGGUGAGCGACCGCGCCCUGCUUCCGGGGGCGGGCCGGCUGCCCGCGUACUCGCUGUCCCCGCACACCUACCUGGACCUGAGCGUGGACGAGCUGGGCCUGUGGGCCGUGCACGCCGACCCGGACCUCGGCGGGAACCUGGUGCUCACCAAACUGGACGAGGGCGCCCUGGGGGCGGAGCACACCUGGGACACGCCCUGCCCGAGCCGCGACGCCGAGACGGCCUUCCUGGUGUGCGGCACGCUGCACGUGGUGUACAACUCGCCGCACGGCGGCCGCUCCAGCGUGCAGUGCCUCUACGACAUCCACGACAGUCUGCACGCCGGGGACACGCCGCUGUUCUUCCCAAAAAGCUACGCCGCCCACGCCAGCAUGCGCUACCACCCCAAAGACAGGCAGCUCUACUCUUGGGAUGAGGGCUACCAGACCAUCUACAAACUGGAGACCAAGAAGAAAGGCCAGAUGGCUCCAGUUUGACUCGUUUACCCUUUAAGUGCAGGAUUUAAGUCGUAUCUGUAAAGGGCCGGUGUGGGGCUGGUGUUGUUUUAGCCCAGCACUAAGAAGCCUGAUUCGAAUUAUCAAGGUCUUGAUUGAAGACUAUUUUCACACUCCAAAUACCAGAAUUCCACUGAAAAUGAAACUAUUAACUUGGAGCACACAGAACAUUGAGUUCUUAUUUUAAUUAGAUAAUCCAGCAUUUGUGUAUUUUGGAGAAUGAAGGCUGCCAGAGAACCAACAAUGUUUUCUGACACAUUAGUGUUGAGCAGCAUUUCAAACAUAAUUUUAAAGAUUGGAUUUUAGAUGCAAAUUCCUGUGCGUGCAUCAUAAAAUUUGAAUAUCGCAAUGGAUAGACAAGUACAGACAAACACAAUGGGCCUCAUUUUUUAAUACAUUCGUAACACAGUGUGCACAUACAUGUAUGUGUGAUCAGAAACAAACUAACAAACUUAUCAAGCAGCUUAUCAAACAGCUUUCUUUCGUAUCCGCGUGUGUAUGUUGAUGAAUACCAAUCAAUCGUAAACAAAAAGUGAGCACAAAAUUUAUGAUUCACAUAAAUUGAUGCCCUUAAAAUAGCUUAUAAGAACCAUGUCUACAGCUACAGCUACUUUGUAACUUGUCUUGAACAUUAAAAUGUAUAUUAUUAAUAUACUAUAAUAUUAAUAUAAUAUUAACACUUAUGUCGGACUUAACAUUUUCUAUGCCAUUACAUUUUCUUAUAAUAAACUUGAACUUGAACUCAC
Molecule: messenger RNA, 2059 nt
Organism: Conger conger (European conger)
Lineage: Eukaryota; Metazoa; Chordata; Actinopteri; Anguilliformes; Congridae
Gene: olfml1
Product: olfactomedin-like 1
Exons: 3
Coding region: 72-1295 (407 amino acids)
Biological process (GO): signal transduction
Source: RefSeq, a predicted model, not a curated record